AUGCCAAUAGAUCCAAACGGCUCAACGGUCGUCGCUACUGAAUGGGCCCUUAUUUCUAUCGCGACCGCGGUAAUUCUAGCACGGUUGUAUCUCCGCCUCAUCCUACAAAGACGGAAUCUACUCGCAAGCGAUGUGUUCAUGUGCGCGGCAUGGGUUUCGGCGGUCGCUUUAGCAAGCUUCGACAUUUACUUCUUUCGUAUAGGCAUCUUCAAACCUGGCACUACAUUCGAUCUGGCCGGAUUUGAAGGAACUGCGGAGGAGGCCGAGAACUUCUACAAGGUAUAA
Molecule: messenger RNA, 285 nt
Organism: Fusarium tjaetaba
Lineage: Eukaryota; Fungi; Ascomycota; Sordariomycetes; Hypocreales; Nectriaceae
Exons: 2
Coding region: 1-285 (94 amino acids)
Source: RefSeq, a predicted model, not a curated record